Rotaria sordida is the source of this 261-nucleotide messenger RNA. The record is from the annotation of a GenBank genome assembly. Lineage: Eukaryota; Metazoa; Rotifera; Eurotatoria; Philodinida; Philodinidae.
AUGUCAUCUGAAAAUCAUAUGGAACAAUAUUGUCAAGAUUUAUUCAAAUGUCAAUUCAAACAACGUCCAAUCAUCAGAUGCCCUGGUGACUAUGAUUCAGAAGAUCCAACUACAUAUGUAAGACGAAAAUUGAUCGAAUUAUAUCAACAGUUGACUGAAACAAUUACAACACGGUUUCGAGAUAUAUCAUUCUUUUUUAUAUUGAUGAAAAAUUGUUUAGAUGUUCCACGUUUACACAACCAAGUAGUAUCAAUGGGUUAA